AUGCAAAGCCCGGGGGCGCAGGGGCCUAAUGGAACCAUCGGUGUGUCGUAUGCGCAACGAGUGCUUGGGAUUCCUAAGAAGAUCACACUCUCUGCGUGGAUAAAAGACAGAACGAAGUACGAGAAGCAGCUGGAACAGGCAGACCAGCUCGGGGCCAAAGGCAAGAAAAAAGCCCGGAGCGUGAAGUCGUUUAACACGGGGAGGGUAAGGUCAAACGCUGAGGCCGAGCUCGAACUUCUCGAGUGGAUCAACGAUGUUCGUUCGGAAGCUAUCUCUGCCCGCGUCUCUACAAGGAUGAUCAAGAACAAGGCGGUAUCGCUCAACUCGCUUUGGUUCGGCCCGAGGCCUGCAACGAACGACCUGGAGGGCAGUAGAAAGUACCGCAACAAGCAGAUUCACUGGUGCAGGAGGUUCCUUAGGAAGUACCGGUUGUCAUUCCGGGCGAUUACCAGGCAAGGCCAGAAACUCCCUUCCGGGUGGCCUGCGAUUGCCAUGAAAGCCGCCAAGGAAUGGAGGGCGAUUCGUCACGGAGGAAUCGACGGUGCAACGAGCAGUGCUCCUUCAAAGCUACCUCUGUUGUUGAAGGAGGAGCAGAGCUACAGCAUGGAUGAAACUGCUGUGUGGAUGGAGCCCGCUGGCACGUCGACCGUGGCGCACACCGGUCAGAAAGAGGUGGCCAUCAAAACCGGUGGAAAGGAAAAGUUGCGGAUCACUGCCGUGCUUGCAGCAAACACGAAGAGAGGCAAACUACCGCCGCUGCUCAUCUUUAAGGGUAAGCCUACGGCGCCGGGUAAAACCCCCGCUGCCAACAGCAUCGAACGAGAGUUCAAGGUGGGCAACGACAAGAAGGGGAUAGCAUACCCUCAGAGCGUUGUGUACGCCGUGGACGACAAGGCGUGGCACACGCAGCGCGUCUCCAGGGAUGUUUGGCUCCCCCAAGUGUGGAACCGGCGCCCGGGUCGCGAUGGGGUCCUGGGCAACUACCGUCAGCCGGACACGCUGCUAUCGUGGGACGAUUACACCGUGCACAAGACAGCCCUGUGCAAGGAAGCGAUGGACAAGUCCAACACGACGCUGUUUUUCGUCCACGGAGGCCUAACGCCCAAGAUCCAGCCUUGCGAUGGACUUAUCAACAAGCUGUUCAAGUCCAACAUGUCCAGGCUGUACGACAACCAUAUGGCCUCCACCGACGCCGUGCGCAACGACGGCGGCUACCCGGAUCCCCCAUCGAGGGGAUUGAUUGCGCAGUGGGUGAAGAAAGCGUGGGAUGAAGUGGACCCUGAGAGCAUUCGUUCGAGCCGGAGGAAGGCUGGCAUGACCCUUGCCUUCGAUGGAUCUGAGGACGAGGCGUGGGCCAACAAGGAGCGCAACUUCAACGCCCAAGGGAAACCACUUCGUGCGGACGGCGACGCGGCCGCUGCCGGCGUGGAGGAGGCUGGCCCAUCGGAGGAGGGGGAGACGAUGGCCGACUUGUUGGAGGUGUUGGAAAUCGACGACGAUGACAUCUCGGGAGAUGGCGAAGGCAACGAUGACUCGGAGGUUGAGGUCAUGGCAGACUUACCGGGGGCGGGCGUUGUUUGCAUAGACUGUCUUGUCUGGUGGGUGCCUCCUUUGAGCGCACUGCAUCACUCGGGCGACAUUAUUAUCACACCCCCGUAG
Molecule: messenger RNA, 1659 nt
Organism: Ectocarpus sp. CCAP 1310/34
Lineage: Eukaryota; Phaeophyceae; Ectocarpales; Ectocarpaceae
Source: the annotation of a GenBank genome assembly